This is a messenger RNA of Nannizzia gypsea CBS 118893, 3456 nucleotides long. RefSeq names its product LipA and NB-ARC domain-containing protein. The transcript is spliced from 7 exons. The record is from RefSeq and is a predicted model, not a curated record. Bases 1 to 3456 code for a protein of 1151 amino acids. Lineage: Eukaryota; Fungi; Ascomycota; Eurotiomycetes; Onygenales; Arthrodermataceae. Gene Ontology annotation, molecular function: ADP binding.
AUGGAAAAUAGCAGAUAUGCCUCCUAUAGAUCCGCAGUUAAAGAUGAUGCAAGCGCCGUGUUUAGGAUUGUCCCCCUCCACGAGCCAAUCAAGAUGGAACAUGCUGUUGCUGACAUUCUCCUGGUGCCUAGUUUAACUGGGGAUGCUGUCAAUACAUGGAGCCAUGGCAAUGUCUGUUGGCCUCGAGAUCUUUUGCCGCAAGCUCUCUCGUCUCCUGUCCGUAUUUUGAGCUUCGGGUAUGAGAAUGGCAGGCAUUCCAAUGUGUAUCCAGACAUCGACGACAUCGUAUUACAUCUCAUUAGCGAGCUGGAGAGAGUGAGACCUGUGGCGGAAAAGUCGAGGCCUUUAAUCGCCGUAGCAUACUCACUUGGCGGAAUUGUCUUCAAAAAGGUUCUUAUUCUCUGCAAUAAUAAACCUUCCCUGAGGCACAUUCUUGCCGCACUCUCCGGAGUAGUUUUCCUCGCUGCACCCCAUCAGGGCAAUACUUUAGCCAAUGUUGCAAUUCGACUCAUAAAGCAACUGAGGUUGCGUUUGCCCCGGAAAUUUAUAAAUGCCUUGAAGCAAAAGUCAAUCGAGCUAGGGAAUGUUGCGAGCGACUUCCAAAAUAUCGCCAAUCAGAGAAACUUGCCAAUUUUUAGCUUCUACGAGUUGCUCGCAGUAAGAGGUCGGCUUGGUUGUUUCGAUGAUGUCGUCGUCAGUAAGGACUCAGCACUCCUUCGUAUUCCAAGUGAAGAUGCACUUGGAGUAUAUGCAAACCACCGCGAGAUCUGCAGGUACAAGGACGCAGAUAAUCCAAUUUUCUGUGAUGUCACAAGCCGCUUGCAACGGUUAGUAGAUCUAGGCCCCUUGUGCAGUAAUUCUCGCGUCUUUCUUCCCUUUGAUGUUACUCCACACUUUAUUGGCCGGCAAGAUUACCUUCAACAAAUCCACAAAACGUUUACAGGCUCAAAUGACCGUCAGAUAGUCGCCCUUUAUGGUGAUGGCGGCACCGGAAAGACUGAAAUUGCAUUAAAAUAUGCACGAGAGAGUGCGAAUCGUUAUGAUUAUAUCUUUUUUGUGGAUUCAACAAACAUCCAGUCUUUGGAGAGUGGUUUUACAAGACUUCAUAGCAAAUUGGAAUUACCUCCGAGCAACAAUUGUGCUGUAAAUGAUAUCAAGCAAUUUCUCCGCCUAGAGCGCUUUUGGCUAAUGAUACUCGAUAAUGACAAGGACUGGCUGGCACUGAACUGGUUUGGAUUUCCGGAAACUACGCACGGUCAUAUUAUCAUAACCUCUCGGCUCCGCGAGCACACCAGCGAUUCCAGAGUCGCGAAGGCUCUUUCUACAAAUGCUCUAGAGCCAGUGGAUGCUACAGAGUUUUUAUUAUCGAGAGCUGGUGUCGAUAUAAAAGAGCGGCAUAACUGGGGCCCUAAAGCAGGGGAUGUUAUCAAACAUAUAGGGUGUCAGCCACUCGCGGUUGACUCAGCAGCUGCAUAUAUGUUGUGUUACGGGGUUACUAUUGACGAGUAUCUCCAUGUCCUUAAGGGGAGGAAAGUUUCACGAAGGCUACUCUCCUAUCGGCCCAAAGCAUCUAUAUACCAGACAUCAGUUGAGACCAUUAUCCAGUCAGCGUUGGAUGAAGUCAAAAAGAGUCCGGAUGCAUUUAGACUGCUUAAUAUCCUCGUCUGGCUUGACCGAAACAAGACUACAAUCAGUUUCCUCAAACGUGCAGUCUCUCCCCAACGUCGAUGGGGCUCUAAUGGUCAAAUUGAAACCAUAGAACCGCAAAGGAGCUAUGUACCUUUGGAUCUUGUUCGUCUGAUAAACGGACCAGGUUUUUGUCUUGCCCUGAGAGAGUUACAAUCAUAUUCGUUGAUUGCUAGGAGUGGGAAGUUGGAAGAUGGAAGAAACCUAGGAAAUGAAGAUGCAAUGGUUUUGCAUCCGCUGACAUAUUUCUAUAUUCGAGAAGCUCUCCCUCCCAAUAGGAUGGUAGAGAACGCGAUAAAUGCGCUCAGCCUUGUUGCUCAUGCGUACCCUAUUGUGCAAGCUGGCUUAGAUCAAAGCCCCAAACGAACAGUCCUUGAACAGGUUUAUCAAUUCAGUCGCAACUGCGAAUACCUUGCCGAGGAAAACCUGGAUCUAACUAUGGCUAUUCAGAAAGUUGAUAGUCGAGAAGGCCAAGAGAAAACCUUUACACAGAUAACUGCUGAGAUGUUUUUGGAAGCUGCCCGUGGGUACGGUGAAGGGUCAGAUCAUUUAGAUUUCACCCUUCUUAAGUGGGCUAAGAUCCUUAUCAAAUCUUCAGAGAGAACAGGGCUCCAAGCUCGUCUGUGGAGCACAAGGCUUCCAUUGGAGUUUUAUAGUAAAGGUAAAUUCACGGAUGGAUGCGAAGCCGCUGCCACAUUUUUACAGAAUACAAGUUUUGGCCCUGGUGGUAGGAUCACGAACAAUGAUAAUGCACAGGUAGGCUUCUUGCGCCACCUGUCCGUCGAAUACUUGGCCCGUGAUAAGAGCCUCUCGGAUAAGGAGGAAUGGGAGAGACGUGUGAAAUAUAUGGAUGCCUGGAAACCAUUAGAGCCAUACAACCCUUCAGAACUUGAGCGAUACGCUCAAGGCAUGGGCAUAAGAAUGCGAGGCAAGCUUGCUAAAGACCUUGGACAGUUCAACGAAGCGUAUUUCUCCUUGAAAGUCUUUAUUGAACAGUAUGCUAAGCAUGGAAGCCGUGAAGAAGGGUGGGCCAUUGGCGACUUCGGUCAAGCCGUCCUUGAACUUGAAGCGACGAACGAAGAUUGUGACGCCCUAACUGAUUUAAGGACUAACGGAAUUAAGUGUGGCCACGACCACUCAAUCUCUGAGCCAGACGCAAAACCAUGUGAGAUCAUCUCUCAAAUAUAUUCUCAGGCCAUAGAAAACCGCAUGGUUACCAGAGAACAUUCUCACCAAAACAAUCUGGACAAUAUUGGAGACAGCGACACGAUGUUUCUGGAAAUUAAUCAUGCCGUCAGCAUCCUUCGCGAAGGUACCUUCCGUCCCGAACGAUAUGCAGAGGCAGAACAAAAACUUCUUGGCUUAAAGGACCGAUUCGAAAAUAUGCUGGCCAUGGGCGCUCUAUGGCACGAUGAUCAGACCCGCCACUUUUCGGUGCUCGCAUAUCUUGCCCAAAUUUCACAUUUACAGAUGAACUGGGAAGCGGCACAGUCCCGAUGGAUAGAAACAAUCAAUUACGGCGAAUUUACUGUGAAAGAAUGGAAGAACACCCAUUACUAUAUAGAGGUUGCCAGGUAUAGUCUUGCCAAUGCUCAACUUCAGGCCGGAGGUGAACCAGAUGUGAUCAUAACCAAGCUAGACGAAACAAUUCGUCGUGUCAAUGCCGAAAAGGUGACGUGGAAUUUAGGUCUGGGGACCUUUUGGCUAGAAUAUAUAAGGAAGUCAAUGGCUCAGAUUAUGGCCGUUGAAGAAACGGCUAGGGAAGUAUGA